CCCGAAUAUCACCAUCUUGCACCCAGUUGUUGAAUAAUACUGCACUGUGAUCAUGAGGCCGUUUAUACUUGUCAUCAUGGCAUUCGCCGCCAUUGUCAAUGGUAAGCCCGCUCAUCAUAAGAGACACGAAAAGGCUGACCAACAUCAAUCACUUAUUGGUCCAGGUUGCGAAGGGAAACCAGCUGAGCUCUUCUUUCUCUUGGACACUUCAUCCAGCAUAUGGCAACCCGAUUUCAGAACUCAACUGGAUUUCGUCUCUGACGUCGUCGACCUGUUCGACAUUGGCCCCAACAACACACGGGUCGGUGUUGCCACCUUCUCCUCACUCUACUACCCACAGUUCGGUCUGGAUACAUAUGAGGACAAAGAACAGCUCAAAAAAGCCAUUCUCAGGAUACCCUACAUGGGCGGAAACACACUCACCGGAACAGCCAUCAGAUACAUGCGCGAGAAGGCCUUUGCUCCAGGGAUCGUCCGUGACGACGUAGACAAGAUCGCCGUAGUUCUGACUGAUGGAAGGUCACGUUACCCUGGUCAGACUGAGACAGAGGCUAUGAAGACCAAGAUGGAAGGCAUCAACGUCUUUGCUGUUGGUAUUGGUAAAAACUUUGAUCCCAAGGAGUUGACCCUCAUCGGCAGCGAACCGUCAGAGACUUACGUGUAUGAAGUGGCGAGCUAUGAUGCUUUGGAAAAUAUAAAGGAAAACUUUGCCUUGGGUGCAUGUGAAGUGAACACAGCUGCGGCGCUCAUGCAGGGUGAUCAAUCAGCUUGCCACAGUGACACCUUGGCCGAUGUCAUGUUCGUGUUCGACUCUGCUGCUAUGGGAUCAACCAAGACGGGCAAAUUACAGGAGUUCAUCGGUACCGUCGUGGAUGAGUUCAACUUUGCUGAUGACGUCAUGAGAGCCGGUGUUGUUUCCAGGAACUGUCACGAUGGAGACAUAGAGCUUGGAGAGCACUCUGACAAAGAUGAGUUUGCCAAAGAUCUCCGAAACCGUGACUACCCGGAUCUGAGUCAAGUCCUUCGGAAGAUGCACCGUCACAGCUUCACCCUGGAACAUGGUGCACGAGAAAUGGCGAGGCGCAUGGCUGUUGUGUUUGUGGAUGAUAAGCUGGAGAUUCCGAAGGGAGUGUUAUAUGAGAUUGAAAAGGCGAAGGACGACGAUAUCGAGAUCUUCGUGGUGGCCAUUGGUGAGGACGUUGAUAUGACGAAGGUGGAGGCCAUGGCGACAUCUUCUGGUCACGUGUUCCCGAUUCCCGACUAUGACGUCCUGCACGAGACUAAUCUGCAACUUAUCGACGUUCUUUGUGCAGAUCUGUGAGAUGCGGGCGAUAGGCUGCAUAAAUGAAUACAUUGUACAACCGGUCAUCCAUCCACUACGUUACAGGACAACAUUUCAGUAUUAAUGUGUCGCCAUCUGGUCAUUGUGUGGUGAGAUCUCCACACAGAUGGGCAACCAUAUAUUACCUCAAGUCCUGCUGGCAGGCACUUAUGUCACAUGUCAGUCAUGUGACGCCAGAGUUUCAAAGACAGUAUACAUUUCUGCAUGUUUAAUGUGUGGAUUUGUUAUGGAAUAGUGUACAUAGGUUAGUACUUUAAUGUUGUACGUAUUGUACCCCUUUGAACUCUGUAGUUGUUCCAUGUUGGUUGUAACCGUUUCCUUAUGAUGUUCCGUGGAUAAGGAUGUGAUUAAAUGACGAAAUGGUCACAUCCUUAUCCAAUAGUUUGGAUAGGGAAGUGGUUAUAACGAACUGUUCCUUGGGAAUAGCUUGGAUUGGGAUGUGAUUAUAUGACGAACAGGUCAUUGUGAAUAGAUAUAUUUUACACUUUACGUUUAGUACAUAUAAGUUUACAUUUAUGUUUGUAAAAUGUAUGUUUUACAUACCUCGAUAUCCACUUUUUUGAACAAUGUUCACGUCAGCCGCCAAAUACUUGCCACUUUCACGUCAAUACAUUGGUUGUUUUAAUGGAAUCUGUGUCGGUGUAUCUGCAUAUGUGUUAUCCACAUUCGUGAACAUUUGUAAAUCAUUAAUUGUGAAAUAUGUGCAAUACAUAUCAUCGCCAUUAGCAAUCAUGUUGUAUUCGUUGUCCAUUACUUAGUUUAUUCAAGACUCAGUUUAAAUUAUCAUAUUUAUCGGAUACCAAAUGCAUUUUUGCGUGUAUGCGUAUAAACAGGAGACUUAAGAGUUUAUAUACUGGAGGUACGCUGGCGUCUCCAUCCAAUGAUCUAGUUGUAUUGUGUCUGUAUGAAAGUAUCUUUUAUCAUUGUAUGUAUGAACGUUUUAAAAUAUCAUUUAUGGACAUCCGACAUUUUACGGAAAUAAACUCAGUACAUGUAUAA
Messenger RNA from Haliotis rubra (blacklip abalone), 2341 nucleotides. RefSeq names its product cartilage matrix protein-like. The coding region runs from base 53 to 1321 and encodes 422 amino acids. The record is from RefSeq and is a predicted model, not a curated record. Lineage: Eukaryota; Metazoa; Mollusca; Gastropoda; Lepetellida; Haliotidae. The transcript has 7 exons.